AUGCUAAUGAGUUUUAACCAUCCAUAUCAACCAUAUGAGAUUCAAUUACAGUUGAUGCAAUGUAUCUAUGGUGCAUUAAGUAGUGGUAAAAAAAUUGCAAUAUUGGAGAGUCCAACUGGUACAGGUAAAACUUUAUCGCUCCUUUGUUCUAGUAUAACAUGGUUAAGGGAUAAUAAAUUGCAUUUAUUAUCUCAAAAUCUCAACAAUGGUGGGAUUGCUAUUAAUAGUUCGAUAGAACUUUCUGAUGAUGAUGAUUUUAGUGAUGAUGAACCGAAUUGGGUUAAUGAAAGUUACAACUCAUCGAUUCUCGACAAUAAAUUAUUAGCUUUAAACGAUUAUGAAAAGCACUUGGAUACAAUCGCAAAUAAGCAUUAUAAGAUUGAUAAAAAUUUAAUUGGAAAUGAUAAUAAUAACAAUAAGGUGAAGAGACGUAAAAUUGAACAUAUUCCAGUUGGCUUUGAGGAAGAUGAAUUUUUACCGCAAGACUAUAUUUCAGAUAGUGAAGAAUUGGAGCAAACAAAAUCAGAAGCUCUUUCCAAUGAAGUGAAAGCAUUACUGGCAAAAUUAGACUCUAAAAGUAAUGACGAGCAAACAACAUCAACGGAGUUACUUCAAGAAUUGAAUCCAGUUAAAAUAUUUUUUGCAUCAAGAACCCAUUCCCAAUUGAAACAAUUUGCUUCACAGUUGAAAUUACCAAAAUUCAAAUCAUCUUUUGAUGAAAAAUUUGUAUCAAAUGAAAGACUAAAGUACUUACCGUUAGGUUCAAGAAAGCAGUUGUGUAUUAACAAGUCGAUUACAAGUAAAUGGAAGUCAACUGAAGCAAUAAACGAUGCAUGUAAGGAAUUACUACAAUCUGAAAAAGGAUGUCCAUAUCAUAAUAAAAAUACUUCGAAUACGCUGUUUAGAGACCAUGUUUUUACCGGGGUUCAUGACAUUGAAGAUAUUUUAGCUUUGGGGGAGUCAUUAAAUGUUUGUCCUUACUAUGCCACAAGGGAUUCGAUUACAAGUGCAGAAAUAAUCACUCUUCCCUACCAAUAUUUAUUAUCUGAAUCGACCAGAGAUAGUCUGAACAUAGAUUUAUCUAAUAGUAUUGUGAUAGUUGAUGAGGCUCAUAACUUAAUCGACACAAUCAACACUAUUCACUCGUCGCACAUUUCGUUACAAGAACUAAAAACAUGUCAAAUAGGGCUACAAAUGUACUUUGCAAAGUUUAAAUCAAGGCUAAAUGCGGGAAAUAGGGUCAAUCUUUUGAAAUUGAUAAAGUUAUUGGAUAUACUAAUUGAAUAUAUUAAUAAGAAUUUCAAGAAAAGUGGACAAGAAAUCAGUGCUAAUGAAAUAUUUAACAACACUAAUGCAGAUACUUUGAAUAUACAUAAACUAAAUCAAUUCAUUAAGGUAUCAAAAAUUGCUUAUAAAAUCGAUACUUAUUUGAAUUCUUUAUCAAAAGAAAGUGACAACGAAAACAAUGAGGAGAGUAAAAACAAGUCUACACCUUUAUUAUUUAAAGUUGCCUCGUUCCUAUCUUCUCUGACAAAUCCAAAUGAAGAAGGAAAAUUCUUUUUCGAGAAGAAUAAGUCAAUAAAGUAUAUGUUGCUUGAACCUUCUCAAUCUUUUAAAAGUAUUUUGGAUGAGGCAAGAUGUGUGAUACUUGCAGGCGGUACAAUGGAGCCAAUUUCUGAUUUUUUUGAUAAUCUAUUCCCAGAUAUUAUUAAAGAUAAAUCAGUAACGUUUGCUUGUGAUCACGUAAUUCCGGAUGAUAAUCUAAACACGUAUAUCAUUGAGGAACCUAAAUUUGAAUUCACAUUUGAUAAAAGGCAAAAUCCUGAAUUGGUUAACAAACAUUUAUUCCAAUUCUUUAUAAAAUUAUCUGUUAACGUACCGCCUACUGGUGGUAUUGUUGCAUUUUUUCCAAGCUAUUCAUAUCUUCAAUUUGUAAUUGAUAAUUGGAGAUCAAAUGGUUUAUUUGAUAAAUUAAAUAAAAUACGAGAAAUAUUUUAUGAAUCAAAGAACGGUUCAGAUCCUUUAGAUGAGUAUAUUAAAGUAAUAGAAGCUAGGAACCCUGCAAUUUUAUUUGCUGUCGUUGGUGGAAAACUAUCAGAGGGUAUUAAUUUUCAGGAUGACCUUUGUAGAGCAGUAGUUAUGACUGGGUUGCCCUAUCCUAAUGUCAUGAGUGGCGAACUACUUAUUAAAAAGAAUCAUAUUGAAACAAAGAUUUUGAAAAAUGGAGGAUCUAAGGCGGAUGUUUCCUGUGCAACUAAGGAUUUUUUUGAUACUAUAUGUAUGAAAGCAGUAAACCAAAGUGUUGGUCGAGCCAUUAGACAUAUUGACGACUAUUCUAAUAUUUAUUUGUUGGAUCAACGAUAUUCAAAUUCAAAGAUCAAAGACAAGUUGUCCCAGUGGGUAAGAAAAAGAAUUCAACCAGAAACUAACUUGGAACUCAUAAUGGAGAAAAGUAAUAGAACUUUUCAAACGAAGAAGACCAGUAAUUAA
Molecule: messenger RNA, 2490 nt
Organism: Vanderwaltozyma polyspora DSM 70294
Lineage: Eukaryota; Fungi; Ascomycota; Saccharomycetes; Saccharomycetales; Saccharomycetaceae
Gene: CHL1
Product: DNA helicase
Exons: 1
Coding region: 1-2490 (829 amino acids)
Biological process (GO): nucleobase-containing compound metabolic process; establishment of sister chromatid cohesion
Cellular component (GO): nucleus
Molecular function (GO): hydrolase activity, acting on acid anhydrides, in phosphorus-containing anhydrides; ATP binding; DNA binding
Source: RefSeq, a predicted model, not a curated record